GCGAGACAUGAAGUGUGUGUGUGGGUGGGUGGGUGCGUUCAAAGGGAGGUUUAGUAGUGUUGGUUUUGGCUAUGGCGGUAGCGAGAGCCGUGACCGCCUUGGCUCCUCUGGUCAGAAACCUUGUGUUGGCUUCUCCUCUUAAGCUGUGUCCCAGGGUGCGAAUUUCUACUGUAGUGUUUCCGGCGAGGGGGAAUUUGGUACAGCUGCCAUGGCGUGGAACUUGCGAGAAGUGGCGGUGUUUGAGCUCUUCCAAGGCGGAUUCCAGCGAACGCAUGCCGGCGCGGUUGGCACAGAAGCAGCAGGAGUUGGAUGCAUUGCCAGAGUACGAGGAUUUGGAUGUGCCCGUGCCGAAGGUCACGUUGGACCAUGUGACGGUGAGCUUCGCCAGGAGUGGAGGAGCGGGUGGGCAGAAUGUGAAUAAGGUGAACACGAAAGUGGAUAUGAGGUUUAAUGUGAUGCAGGCAGAGUGGCUUCCGUUGAGGAUUCGAGAGAAGCUGCUGAUUACGGAGAAGAAUCGGGUGAACAGCGACGGGGAGUUGGUUAUCUCGUCCACCAGAACGAGGACGCAGAAGGGGAACAUUGAGGAUGCUUUGAGUAAGCUUCAGCAAUUGAUCGACGCUGCAUCGUAUGUGCCGCCCCCGCCGUCGAAAGAGAAGCUUAAGCGGAUCGAGAAAUUGGCUAAGGCUGACAAUGAGAGGCGUUUGAACGACAAGAAGAAGGCUGGUUCCAAGAAGGCUGAUCGCCGCAACAAGGGGAGCUGGGAUUGAAGGGCCUUUUCUUUUACGCAGCAAAUGCGCCGAUUACAGCAAUCUCGCGGGACAUUUUUGUUUCUAGCGAUUCCUUCCUGACACACAUGAGAGCAUUCAUGUAGAGGCGUAUGUAAGGGUUCACGGUUUGUUUAGGUCUCAGAAAUGGCAAUAGCAAUUGUGUUCCUUGGUCUUGUUAGAAAAAUUCAACAAUCGUGUGCUCAAUUGUUACCGUCAAUUUAUGCCGUUGACUGGAGGAGUUAGUCAUUUAGUUCUGUCCGCAAGGAGCAUUCGUCAGAUUACUCCUGGAUGUCUCGAGAAUGCGUAUUGGCACUUAUUUUCGUCGAAGGUCCUCUUCAAUGUAUUCUUAGCCUCAUCUGGCAAUUUUAUUUUUCGAAGGAAAAGAAUUCCUUGAAACAUUCGGUGGGAAUUGCCGUCAUGUUUUGAGCAUUGGUACAUAAA
Messenger RNA from Physcomitrium patens, 1208 nucleotides. RefSeq lists its product as uncharacterized. NCBI's taxonomy places the organism in Eukaryota, Viridiplantae, Streptophyta, Bryopsida, Funariales, Funariaceae. Gene Ontology annotation, biological process: translational termination. The record is from RefSeq and is a predicted model, not a curated record. Gene Ontology annotation, molecular function: translation release factor activity.